Molecule: messenger RNA, 1418 nt
Organism: Aspergillus saccharolyticus JOP 1030-1
Lineage: Eukaryota; Fungi; Ascomycota; Eurotiomycetes; Eurotiales; Aspergillaceae
Exons: 1
Coding region: 6-1418 (470 amino acids)
Molecular function (GO): acyltransferase activity, transferring groups other than amino-acyl groups
Source: RefSeq, a predicted model, not a curated record
CCACGAUGGACUAUGACCACACUCGAGACAUUCUGGGCCAACUGCCCCUACUGAAAUCUUACUCCCAUCUGCUCUUGAUCUUCCCCCUUUCACGCGAUGUCUCACGCCCGGAGAUCGUGACAGCCCUGGAGACAGCCAUCCACCAGCUCAUCGCCGCAUUUCCCUUUCUCGGCGGCAAAGUCGUUCGGGAAGGCCAGACCUCGUCCAACUCCGGCGUGUUCGUCGUGCGUCCACACGCGACCUGGCAAGCACCAGACUAUCGAUUCCUCCGAGAGAGGGACUGCACGAACGAGAUUGCCUCGUUUGCGGAGUUGUAUACCCGGGGGGGUCCGACCAGCCACAUUCCGGGGGAGGUACUGGCGCCUCCCCGUCCGGCCUUUCCGCAGCCCUAUACCGACGAGGAUCCCGCGACACACCCGGCCCCGGUGCUGGACUUCCAGCUGAAUUGGAUCGAAGGGGGCUGGAUCCUGGGGCUGGCCGCCCAGCACAACAUCAUCGAUGGCAACGGGAUGUUCCAGAUCAUCAACCUGCUUUCGUACAGUCUUCGCAAGGAGCCGUUCCCCGCGCAGGCCCUCCGCGAGGGGAACAUCGACCGCCGCACCCUGAUUCCGCUGCUGACCGACGAGGGAGACAUGGAGGACGACCACAGCGAACUGAAACCUGCCAUGGUGCCGGGACUGGCGUCGGGGCCCAUGCCACCGGAGAUGCAGGCCUACCUGGCCACCUUCCGAUGGGGAAAUGUGCGGUUCAGCCGGGCAGCCAUGGCCACCAUCUACCAGAAGGCCUCUCCACCCCCGGGGGAGGCAGCAGAACCGGAGAAGAUCACCCCCAACGAUGCGCUGACGGCUUUCCUCUGGCAACGGCUCAUCAUCCGGCGUCUCCCUCACCUGCCCCCGGGCCUGCAAUCGUCGACCUCCAAGAUCACGCGCGCCCUGGACCUCCGUCGCACCAUCGACCUCUCCCCCUACUAUAUGGGCCACAUGGUGCGCACCGCCAAUUUGCGGCUUCCAUUGACGGCCGUGGCAUCGCUGCCGCUCUAUGAGCUGGCCGUGAAGCUGCGCAAGCACGUCCAAUCACUGCACACGCGGCAGGCCACGCGCAGCUACGCGACCUUUCUAGCCCGCGAGGAGGAUAAGAGUAAGGUGGCGUAUGGGGGCGCCUUCCACCCGAGGACGGAUUUCGCGUGCUCGAGUAUGGCUCACACCACGGUGCCGAUGUUUGGGCCCCUGGGGAAGCCGUCGAUGAUUCGCAGACCGACCUUUGCGACCCCGUUGCCGUGUGCAUGCUACAUCGCGCCGGUGAUCGACGAGGCGGAUGAGGAGGGGGGGUGGGAGGCAUUGAUGUGUCUGAGCGAGCGGGAUUGGGAGUUGGUGGGGGGAGAUGAGGAGUGGACGGAGGUGGUGCGUUAUAUUGGGUGA